AUGUCAGAAACAGGCGGGAAGGCAGCUUCGGAAGCACCUAAACCGGCAGAGAGCGAAAUCCCGAAAACAGACGGAACGGCCAAGAAGAAUGCUCCUAAAGUCAAGAAGCAGUGGAAGAACCCAGCGUUAAGAAUGAUGGGGAUCCCCAGAUUCUCGCUUCCUUCCAGAAAUUGGAUGAUAUUUUGGACUGUGUUGGCUUCGAUUGGUGGAGGGAUAGCUUACGAUAAAUACCAGCAGAAACAAAUCCGUAAGAAGUGGAUGGAUCAGGUGGAACAGUACAGUACUGAGGUGUAUGCCAAUGACAGGAUCCCUAGGAAGCUUACCAUUUUCAUUGCACCACCUCCAAAUGAUUUCUUGGACGAAUCAUUGAGGUACUUCAAGCGUUACAUUAAGCCUGUAUUGAAUGCCAGUGCCGUUGACUACGAAGUGUUCACAGAGAACAGACAAGGAGAUAUAAGAAACGGAGUAGCUGAGAAGAUAAGACAGCUAAGAAGAGAGCAGAAGAAGAAGAGUGGAGAUAAUGCUUCAGGAGACAGCGAUAAGACGAAGAGCGCUGAAAAGAAGAGCAAUGGCUCGUAUAUUGGCAGCGGGCUCACUUGGAACAAGAAGGAAGAUCCCUUGGACGAACCAACCAAGACUCGUCAAGAACUUUACCAGCCAACAGAUGUUUUGGGAUUGUACAGAAUAGUCAAGCCAUUUGAUUCGGUUCAGAGAGACGAUGCCGUCAGCCCAGAAAGCGCUGGAGGUGUUGUUUGCAUUGGUAGAGGUGCGUACAAGGAGUACAUCACUGGAGUGCACGAAGGUUUGCUCGGUCCUUUGGACAAGCCAGAAGAGAAGGUAGAAGUAGAUGCAGAGGGAAAUAAGGUACCAGCAGACUUUUCUAUCCCAGAUGAACAGGAGGAUGAUGAGGAUAAGAGAGAACCAGUGCCUAAGCCAUUUAUAUCUCCAGCAGACUACUCCAAGGCUGAACUUGCGCCUGAGUUGAAUUUGACUCAAAUCAUCAGGAACGAUAAAAACGUUCCAGUUUUAUUCGAACAGCCGGUUUAUGUUUUCCCAGUGCCCAACAUAUUGGGAUUCUUGAAUUUACCUAGGAAGAUAUAUAGGUUUUAUACCAAGAGGUACGUCGCUGAAGACUACUGUGAGAGAACGUCCACGAUAGUGGUGGCCAAUACUUCUCGACCAUUUGAGUUCAGGGAUGCAUUCAUGGGGAAGGAAGAAGAGCUCGACUGGCCCAAGAAGUGGGUUGAAAGAGGAAAGGAAAAGGGAUCUGAGUGGGCCCAAGAAUUGGAGGUGGACGAAAGAGUUACGUCGAGAAUGAAGGUUUUUGACAGGAUUGUCGAAACCAGUGAGUAG
Dujonia railenensis is the source of this 1353-nucleotide messenger RNA. The record is from the annotation of a GenBank genome assembly. NCBI's taxonomy places the organism in Eukaryota, Fungi, Ascomycota, Pichiomycetes, Serinales, Debaryomycetaceae.